GAGGAUUCGAGCAGACAGCAGAGCUGUGUCACCAACGUUCACGGUAAUGAAAGGGUUGGCGAGGUGGGAAAGCCCGAACGAUGCGGUCGUCCUUUUCCAGAAGCAGUGGAGGGUCCCAGACAUCUAGGCCCCGCCCUGCCCCAGGAUCUCCGGACACACAGGUCAGAAAAAAGCGUUGGGGGUCUGUGAGGCGCAGGUCUGCCAGCAGCGUGAGGUCCAUAGCUGCCCCUAGGGUUCAAGGAUCCAGCUGGCCAUGAGUUGACCCCAAUGGAUUUAGGACCUCACGAUCCUCAAGGACCCCAUGGUCAUCUUCAGCUUCUGGUAAGGCCCCUAUCUGGGGCCUUGAAGUUUGGUUCUGGGGGCAAGACUUACCUACUUGGGAGGGUCAUGCUGGCAAGGCCAACGAAUACGGCCCCGCCCACGGCCUCAGGGCCCACCCACUUGUGCUCCUCCCAUCUGGCCAGUUGAGGCUUUGGAGGAUGGACAGACUCUUUGCCCCGCCCACUCGUGUCUCCGCCCAUCGCCUUGCACCCCGCCCCCCGGACCAGGUACUGCUCCGCCCCUCCAGGUCAGGUACUGCCACGCCUCUCCAGGCCAGGUACGCCCCUGCCCGUUUGCCCGGAAGCCUAGUUCAGGAGCUGCAGAUUCUUCAGGCCUGGAGAUUCAGUUUCCUCCCCGAUUCUUGGGGUACCUUCAUAGCUGUGGACCAAAGGCUGCCUGAGCUCUGUGGCUUCCUACAAUCCAAGACUGGUUCCUGAGGGUUGGUAGUGAAGGAAGGAGGCAGUUCCGGCCUCGGGACGAUGACAGAAGUGAACACCACGAGCCCAGAGACCUCAAUGACUUCGGCUGGGCCAGAGGCAGGGGCUGGGGCUGGGAGCGCGUCCUGGCCCGCUCUGGUAGGUGUGAUUCUUGCGGCUGUACUGCUCUCUCUCCUCAUCGCAUUGGCUGCCAAGUGCCACGUCUGCCGCCAGCACCGUGCCAGCUAUUCGCACCGCCCACUGUCUGGGUCCGGCAAGAUCGUUCCUUUUGGGCUGCCACAAGAUGAUGAUAAGGAUGAUGAUGGCUUCAUUGAGGACAACUACAUCCAGCCAGAGGCUGAGGGCUCACGGCUGGGAGUCAGCGAGGCCCCCUUCUCCCUCUGAGUCAAGCCCCUUUCUCGCUGCCACUUCUUGCCCUCCCUUUACUGUCCUCAUCGAUGCCCAAUAAAUUCAGACCUGAAGACUGUGUAGACAGCUCUGCUCUGUCUGUGGUUGAGGGGCUGGGGUGG
Molecule: messenger RNA, 1267 nt
Organism: Dromiciops gliroides (monito del monte)
Lineage: Eukaryota; Metazoa; Chordata; Mammalia; Microbiotheria; Microbiotheriidae
Gene: C4H1orf210
Product: chromosome 4 C1orf210 homolog
Exons: 6
Coding region: 801-1142 (113 amino acids)
Source: RefSeq, a predicted model, not a curated record